UGGAGGAUGGAUGCCGGCCGUGUCGGCGGAUCUGUGUACGUGAUGAAUAAGUAGGAAGAUUCUGCUCCCGGGAAACAAGCGAUCGCCUUGGACUGCAACAGCCGGCUAGGAAGCGACCGGGACUGGAGCGAUCCGGGGCUCCGUUGCCUGUAAUUACAAUGAGUGGAAGCGGCAGGGAGCUGCACAAGAAGUGAUGAGAAGGUGCGCCGGGAUACUGCUUGGAUGCUGUAGUGUUGUAGUAGUGACACAGCCCGGAUAGCCGGCGGGCUGGGGUAGGGUCCGGUCCCUGCUGCAGCAUCAGAUGGAGACUUUAAAUACCGAGCCCCGGCUGCAGAGCCUUGCCCAGGCUGAGAAGAAGAGGCUGAACCGAGCGCCUUCUCCUGCCAGACCCUUCUUGAGGGACAGUCACACCAGAGGACCUCCUGCUAAGCCCUCGGUUCUGCCCCCCAAGUCCCCCAGCAGUGGUGUCAGGCAUCCGUCGGCCGGGGUCGGGAGCCCCCACAGCCGCUUGUCCAGGCGCAGUGCCCCCGGAGCCAAAGAGAAACCCAGCCCGGCAAAACCCAGCACUGCCAAAGCCUCCCUAACUAAUAAGAGGGCGUCCAGGCCACCCCAUGGACCCGGAGAGACCGGCUGGAAAGGGGGCAACAGCCGGAGGGAGCACCCCCUGCUUCAUGCGCCCUCCUCCCCCCAGCCGGCAGCAGCAGGUGCCAGCCGCAGAAGGGUGCAGCGCUCCAACACCCCGGUUCAGGGUCUUUGCAGCAGCCUGGUGCGGGUCAGCCACACCGAUAGCAGCUCCGACCUCUCCGAUUGCCCCUCCGAGCCGCUGUCCGAUGAGCACCGGCCGCUGCCGGCUCACAGCAGCGACAAUGAGUCAGGGUCCAGCGAGCAGGUGGCGGCUGCAGUGCCGGUGAUAGUGCUGAACGCGGGGCUCGAGAGGCAACACGGAGCGCCCCCCAGCGGUGGAUCAAGGGAGGCUGGGAGCGCGUCCGGCAGGGGCCCCGCGGCAGACGGUGCGGGGCAAGAUGAGGAGCUGCUCAGGGAGGUGGAGGAGCUGCGCUCGGAGAAUGACUAUCUCAAGGACGAGCUUGACGAAUUGCGAGCUGAGAUGGAGGAAAUGCGUGACAGCUAUCUGGAAGAAGAUGUUUACCAGUUACAGGAGCUCCGCCGGGAGCUGGACCGAGCCAAUAAGAACUGCCGUAUUUUGCAGUAUCGCCUCAGGAAAGCAGAGCAAAAAAGCCUAAAAGUUGCACAGACGGGCCAGGUAGAUGGAGAACUCAUCAGAACUCUGGAACAAGACUUAAAGGUAGCCAAAGAUGUUUCUGUCCGACUGCACCACGAGCUGGAAAAUGUGGAAGAGAAGCGAAUCAAAGCAGAAGAUGAAAAUGAGCUCCUGCGACAGCAAAUCAUUGAGAUGGAGGUGUCCAAGCAGGCGUUGCACAACGAGCUGGACAGGACUAAGGAGAGCUCACUUAAAAGAAGAGGUAGCAGAGAGAUGCACAAAGAGAAAAGGACGUUUGGCCAGGAGGACAGUGCUGAUUUAAAAUGCCAGUUACAGUUUGCUAAAGAGGAAGCUGUGUUGAUGCGUAAAAAAAUGGCCAAGCUGGGAAAAGAGAAAGAUGAGUUAGAACAGGAACUGGAGAAAUACAAGUCGGUCUAUGGAGAUGUUGACUGUCCUCUCCCAACUGGAGAAACAGGUGGUCCACCCAGCACUAGAGAAGCAGAGCUGAAACUGCGUCUUAAGCUUGUCGAGGAGGAAGCUAACAUCCUGGGCAGGAAGAUAGUAGAACUGGAGGUAGAAAACAGGGGCAUUAAAGCAGAAAUGGAAGAUCUCAGGUGUCAGUAUGAAAAGGAAUUUCUAAGCAGGGAGUAUGUUUCAAGCAUUCCUACCUCACCUUAUGGUGAUUCCAUGGAAUCUGCCGCAGAGCUGCGCCGGCAUCUCCAAUUUGUGGAGGAAGAGGCCGAGCUGCUGAGGAGAUCCAUUUCUGAGAUAGAGGAUCACAACAAGCAGCUCACUUCUGAGCUGAAUAGAUUCAAGUUUGGGCCAGACCAGGACCUUGUCUGGAUUGAUGGCAGCUCCUCUAAAUGCAACGGUUCUGUGCAGGAGGAACUAAAGUCCGCUAGGGUCCAGAUCAGUGAAUUAAGCGGUAAAGUUAUGAAACUUCAAUACGAAAACAGAGUUUUAUUAUCCAACGUGCAACGUUAUGAUCUAGAAUCUCACCUGGGCACGCGAGCAGCAAGCCCUCGGGAUAGUGAUGCAGAAAGUGAUACAGGGAAAAAAGAAAGUGACAGCGAGGACGGACGCUCAACUCAACCAAAGAGAGAAGGACCUAUAGGUGGAGAAAGUGACUCUGAAGAAGCCUAUGAAAAGACGUCAGGUUUUGAGAGUCUAAAACCAUCCGAAAUUGGGAACCUGUGUACUGUUAAAUCAAAAGAGGAUACAGCUUAUUUUCUAAACAUAAAACAUGAGGCUGAGAGAUUAGAGAGAACCGUAGAAAGUCUAAUUACGGAUACAGAUGGUUUCAUUUAUGAUGGCAAAUUGAAGAUGAGAACCUAUUCUAGUGAACAGGCAAUAAAAAGCUGUUCACCAAAGCCAAACGACAUUGAUAUAGAAGUUCUGGACGGCAUCAAUACUAAAAUGAAAGCUUUCAGGAAAGAAUUGCACAACUUCUUAGAAAUGGUUGAUCGUACAGGGGAGAACUUAAAAGAGCAUGAAGAAGACCUCUCCCCAAUGCCUCAUCUCACUGAAUCUUCUAGUUACUUAUCCAACUUGACUUCAAUGUCUCGGGACUCACCCAUUGGGAAUCUUGGUAAAGACCUUGCCACUGACUUCCAGCAGUCCAAACUAAGGGAACACAUGGAUUGGCAGCUCAACAAUGACCUUGAAGAAGAUAGUCAACGUGUCCUUGUAAAUCAUGACCGCAGAACUGAUGGAGACAUUAAGUGCUACAGGCCAGGAGACAAGGGCUGUAUGAGUCUAGAGCUUAGCAACCAUAUGUCCACCGAAAAGAAUUCAACUUUAAGGGAACUACAGGCUAUUCUUGAACAAGAACGAAGACUUCAUCAGGAGGAGUGUGAAAAGGUGACAGACAGAAUCAUUCAGCUGGAAGAGGAACACUUGAAAGCAAUAAGAAGAAAGGAUUUGGAGGUCCAGAGUCUCACUCUUCAGAAUAAACUGGAAGAUAAAACCUGGAGUCAGGAGAAAUGCCUUCUACAGCAGGAGCUGAGGAACUUCAAACAGAAUGUCUUCGUCUUGUAUAUCAAGUUAAAGUGGCUACUGGCACAGUGGCGUCAGUGCAAGAGGGCAGAACAAGAGGAAGUGGGGGAUGAACUUCUUCAGAUUGACCAGCUGAACACCUUUCCCGAAUUUUCCAUUAAUUCUGACCGCAGAGGAAGUGACCCCAACUUGGAUGAAGGUGAUGAAGAGGACGAUGAUGCUGUGUUUGCAUUACAGGAUUAUUCCCAACAUUCCACUUCUGAUAGCAUCAACCCCCAGCUUCAGACAGCCGAGUUAUUACAGCACAAGAAGCAGGCAAGUGAAAACCGGCUGCUCCUGGCUGCAUUUAAGGGCUUAUUGGAUGAUUUCCGAUCUGAGUUGCGGGAUGAGGAGAGAGAGAAACAUGAGAUUCAGCAGCACUAUGCAGAUGACAGGGCGACCUGGGAAGUGGAGGAGACGACCCUCAGAUGUCAACUGGAGCAGUAUGAAGCAAGGAAGCAAAAAGUCCCAGGAGAAACAGGCCUUGCAGAUUUAAGAUCAUCAUUCAAGCAGGAGCGGGAUGAGCACAAGAAGCUGCUUGCCGAGAGUCACGGUCUGGUAAUAGGUCUGCGGAGGCAGGUUCAGCAAUCUGAGAAGAGCUGGUGCAGGGAGAGGGCAGAGCUAGUGGAUCGCUAUGACCGGGACCGCCGGGACUGGGAAAGGCAGAGUAGAGACUUCCAGAGGAACAUAGAACAGCUCCAAAAAGAAGUAGGUACCCGAAGAGCAGAAAAGUUCACGGUAGAAGAAAAAGAGGGUGAUAUGAAUCCGUUUUUAACCAAAGGCAACCUGGACGUUCCUCGUGUGCUUGGAGCCAGAUCCUUUUCUGAGUCUGAUGAUAUGCCGUUCGAGGAGGAUUUAUUGCCCAAACUGAGGGGAUCUGACCGUUGUUCUGGAUCUGAAAACCUGUUUCUUGAUGCCCUGUCGCUGGACUCUGCAGAUGAAGCAGAGAUACCUCAACCACACAGACUGGAGCGGAACAAGUUCUCAGCAGAGGAAGAGGUGCAAAAGGGAGGCCUGCAGAGGGUAAUGUCUGUCUCUUCCAUGUCUGAAUUCCAUCGUUUAAUGGAGAGUUCUCCUUUUCUUCCGGAAAAGAACUCAGAUUUUGCUAGUGACAAGGAUGAGCUAUCUCCACCUCUGUCACCUGAUGACCUGAAAUAUAUUGAAGAGUUUAACAAGAAUUGGGAUUACGGUAAUGCAGGGCAAAGUGAUAGGAUAGCUGGCGUCUGCAGAGCAGCAAAUGGCAAGUUGGAAGCGGGUUUGGCUACUGAGACAUUCCAGUCACCGUCAUGGUUCCUCACAACAAGUGUUACUAUGACGACCAAUACAAUGACCAAUCCAGAACAUUGCCCAAAACAGUCUCCUAGAAACCACACAGUAGCAGAAAGAAUGGGAGUCAGGGUCUUCCAUAGCCCACCCAUGGUCCGUAGGUUUGAUAACUCAGCUAUUAAUGGCAAUGAAGAGAAUAAACCGUCGGAUCAAGAUGUACCGUUUUCUGUGACCAAACCCAAAGGGAAUGUUUCAGAAGCAAAAGGUGGUUCUGGAGAGGCAUUUGGGAAGUGGCCUUGUGAUGUCAAUAAACACCACAAAGACUUUAUGGAAAGCGGUUUAAACCUCAUAGACCGUCCGGUUUGCACUACAGUAGGAUUUGCUUCUCCUCUGCACACGAUAGCGUUGUCAAGAAAUAUGAGCGAUGAUAUGAAAGAAGUUGCCAACUCUGUUAGAAAUGCAAUCCGAACAAACUCUGCAGACCCUCAGUUUAAAGACAUUGCAUGUCAAACAAACGGUUUGAGGAACACAGGAACGCAAACCACACAAACAAUUAGUGUCGGCCUGCAGACAGAGGCUUUACGAGGCAUCACCGGCAGCCCACACAAGUGUCUGACUCCUAAGGGAGGGUCUACUCCCAUAUGCUCACCUUCACGUAGCUUAAGGAGUAGGCAGCUGGCUCCAGCCAUUGAAAAGGUCCAGGCUAAGUUUGAACGCAGCUGCUGUUCACCUAAAUAUGGUUCUCCAAAGCUGCCGAAGAAAACCCUGCCAAAAACAGAUCAGCCAAGUAACCGUGCUGCAUCGGGUACCCCUCAGAAAGGUUUUAAUGAAUCGGCAUGGGCUAGGUCAACCACAACAAGAGAGAGUCCUGUCCACACCACUAUUAAUGAUGGUCUUUCUAGCCUAUUUAAUAUUAUUGACCAUAGCCCGGUAAAUUGUGAUCAUCUGAACAAGCUUUCCAGGCCAAGUAGCAGAUCUCGAUCUGCAGAACCCAGGUCUGAAUUUGGGAAUGUGCCAGAAACGUACAUGGAUGUUAGAGGGAGAUCACCUAGCCCUAUCCGCAUAACGAUGGAGCUAGAAAGGGAACAAAAUACUGAUAUCAGCACUAGCAGACAAGACCUCUCCACCCCACCAGGCUAUUCCCUGUCAGAAAACGUUGCCAAAAUUCUCAGCAAGAAACUGAUAGAAGAUCAAAAGCAAUCUCCACACAGCCCUUCCAGGGUCUACAGAGACCACACAGCUGCAGAAAUUCUUAAAGCAGAACUGGGAUCCGUUGAGGAACUGCCUUGUCCCGAGUUAGCUCCGUCCUUAGAAUCCAGCUUCUCCAGACCAGAGAGACCAGCGAACCGACGCCUGCCUUCCAGAUGGGCUUCUCAUUCCCCCACUGCCUCCCGCGCUCCAUCCAGUAGCAAUCUGAAUGUUGCUGACGAGCAGGGAAACAAGCAAACACAAGCGGACGAUAUAGAAGAUUGACGCCACCUUGCAUGAAUAAUCAAAUGUGCGACUUAGUGUGCUUAACAUCAGAUUCAAAAGAUGUCAGUCUCUGACCACUGAGACGUGUUGUAUUUUCCAGUCUGCGGAAUGCUCUGUGCAAUUACUGAAUGUUCAACCUGUGGAACAUGUGGUUGUUUUUCAAGAAUGGAACAUCUUAUGUGCCUGUAUGAGAUAACCAUACGUUAUGUCUCCAUCAUUUCAAGAAAAAGUUAAUGUAAAGCGAUCAUUAAGACAACAUAUAAGAAAAUGAAUGCUUUAUUACCCUCGGUGUUGACUGCCUUUUUUUAUUUUUUAUUAUUGCUCCCCCAACUUUUUAUUUUCAUCAUGUUUUUUUUUUAAUUAUCCAUCCAUUGUUUUUUUUUUUAAUGAUUUCUACUCUUAACGUUCGACUGUUCAUAGAAUGAUUAUUUUUGAAGGUGCUUCAUCUCGUCUGAAGCUGUAAUGAAAGAAGAAGCCAUUCUAUAAACAGAAAAGAGAUGUAUUUUAUUGACUUAAAGUAUCGACAAAAUAAAUAAAUGUCUUAUCAAGUUGGCUGUAUGCAAAAAAAAAAAAAAAUGAUGAUGUCACUUGAUAGCAGAUGCGGGCACUUUAGUGCAUGUACAUAGUUGUGCUGUAACGAACCAUCGUUCAUGAGAAUGAAUCUGUGUUUUACUGUAGUACUCUUGUGAUUUAUGUACUGUAAGUUUAGCGUUAGUUUACUUGCACUGAUUACACAGGAAAUAAUUUUUUAAAAAUUGACGUUCACCAGCUAUGUAUCUACAAGUCUCUGUGAUGUUUCAUGGAAAAGCCAAGGCAUAAUGAAAUGUAACGGAUUAUGCUGGGAAGUACAUACAAGGCUGUCCUUCACUAUUAAAGCCCUGUUGAGAUGUA
Molecule: messenger RNA, 6883 nt
Organism: Spea bombifrons (plains spadefoot toad)
Lineage: Eukaryota; Metazoa; Chordata; Amphibia; Anura; Pelobatidae
Gene: MTCL1
Product: microtubule crosslinking factor 1
Exons: 15
Coding region: 302-5992 (1896 amino acids)
Biological process (GO): microtubule bundle formation; establishment or maintenance of epithelial cell apical/basal polarity; regulation of autophagy
Cellular component (GO): apicolateral plasma membrane; microtubule bundle; lateral plasma membrane
Molecular function (GO): microtubule binding
Source: RefSeq, a predicted model, not a curated record